This is a messenger RNA of Staurois parvus, 531 nucleotides long. Lineage: Eukaryota; Metazoa; Chordata; Amphibia; Anura; Ranidae. The record is from the annotation of a GenBank genome assembly.
CAGGUCUCGGGCCCUCAGGCGGAGCGGCGGGCGCCGGACCCCCAGGCGGAGCGACAGGUCUCGGGCCCUCAGGCGGAGCGGCGGGCGCCGGACCCCCAGGCAGUGGGCUCCGAGUCAACUGGCAUGACUGCGGGCACCGGGGCAGACAUUGAAUCGUCUGGCUGGACAGCGGGCAUCGGGUCACCAGGCAUCAGGUCAUUUGGCUCGACCGCGGGCACCGCGUCAUCUGGCAAGGCAGUGGGCUCCGAGUCAACUGGUAUGACCGCGGGCACUGGGUCAGACAUUGGAUCGUCUGACUGGACAGCGGGCAUCGGGUCACCAGGCAUCAGGUCAUUUGGCUCGACAGCGGGCACCGCGUCAUCUGGCAAGGCAGUGGUCUCCGAGUCAACAGGCACGACAGUGGGCACCGGGUCAUCAGGUACCGGAUUGUCUGCUCGACAGCGGGCAUCGGGUCAUCAGGCAUCAGGUCAUUUGGCUUGCCAGCGGGCACCGCGUCAUCUGGCAAGGCAGUGGGCACCGAGUCACCAGGUA